UUAAACAGGCGUCAGAUCAUGGUCAUUUGUGUAAAUCUGGAAGAAUAACCAGUGAGAGGUUAAGGUGGAAAAUAUGGGGACAUUUUAUUAUUAAACAUUAACAUCACAUUAUCUGUGUAUUGUCCAGAUGUAUCCAGGCUACAGUUAGUACAAAAUGCUGCUGCGAGAACUGUCACUAGAACUAGGAGGAAGUUUGACCAUAUAACACCGGUACUUAAAUCACUGCAUUGGCUCCCGGUCACAUCUCUUGUAGGUCGCGCCUUUCGUAACUUACUCACUUACUGGGCGCCUGAACUGUGGAAUACAACUUUGCCAGUUACCUCCUUGCUUACCGUCAAAAAUGCCCCGUCUGUUUCUUUCUUCCUGUCUUCAAAUCCAGUCUAAAGAGUUACAUGUUCAUCAUGAUGCAGGCAAGAUUCCACCUCGAAAUCACGUAAUUCCCCUUGCCUGUGUGUGUUUGUUUUUACCACCAAUUCAAUGCAGCGUAGACAUAGUAAAUUGACUUAAGCAACUAACCUGGCCUGUUCUUUCUUCUCUUGAGCACCACUGACUGUGUGUGACUCGCUACGGUGCUGACAGACUCGACUCACCACGGAACACCCCCCUCCCCAUGAUCCAUGCCAUGAUGAUCAUGCUGACUGAACUGAAGUGAAGAUCAAGAUGAUGACCGGCAGUUCAGCUGCCGCCGCGACGACGACGACGACGACGACGUACGACACGUCCGACGCUGAGCUGGAAUUCAACGAGGCUCCGGACGAAUUUCCAAAAAUGUCAGGAAUUCCAGCCAGGGCUGCGCGCACGGCGCGCCCCCCGCCCGGAAGCAAGGAGCCGCCUCGCGCUCUUCGCUCCGGCCGGACAGCUCGCGGAAAGAGCCGGAAGUGGGCGGCCGGUGACAGGUCGCGAGAGCGCGCGACUCGAGCGAGCGAGAGAGGAGAGCGAGGCCGAGGGCAGCUGCUCCGUGGCUGUGUGCGGACCCUGUCGACACCUUUAUGGUGGAGCGAAAGUGCAUUUGAAGAGCUGACGUCGAGGGUUCUCAAGAUGUCUGUUUGGAUCCAGGCUCAGCAACUCCAGGGGGAAGCCCUGCACCAAAUGCAGUCUCUCUACGGCCAGCACUUCCCCAUCGAGGUGCGCCACUACCUGUCCCAGUGGAUCGAGGCCCAGCUGUGGGACUCUGUAGACUUGGAGAACCCACAGGAGGAGUUCAAGGCAAAGCGAAUGCUGGAUAGCCUAAUCCAGGAGCUGCAGAAGAAGGUAGAACACCAGGUGGGCGAGGAUGGUUUCCUACUGAAGAUUAAACUGGGCCACUAUGCAACGCAGCUUAAGAACACCUACGACCGAUGUCCCCUAGAGCUGGUGAGAUGUAUUAAACACAUACUGUACACAGAGCAGAGGCUGGUGCGGGAGGCUACAAAUGCAAGCUCUCCUGGGGGUGGGAUGCUGGACAGCAUGUCUCAGAAGUACCAGCAGCUCAACCAGGCCUUUGAGGAGCUUCGUCUGUUGACACAGGACACAGACAAUGAUCUACGCAAGCUGCAGCACAGCCAGGAGUACUUCAUCAUCCAGUAUCAAGAGAGCUUGCACAUCCAGGCGCAGCUCGGCAACUUGUCCGCCCUUCCGCCAUCUGACCGCGUGCUAAGAGAGCCUGCUCUGCUGAGCAAGAGGGCCACUAUGGAAGCCUGGCUCACCCGAGAGGCCAACACACUACAGAAGUACAGGCUGGACCUGGCAGAGAAACAUCAGAAGACCCUGCAGCUCCUCCGAAAACAGCAGACCACUAUUCUGGAUGACGAGCUCAUCCAGUGGAAGAGAAGACAGCAGCUGGCUGGCAACGGCGGCCCACCGGAGGGCGCGCUGGACGUCCUUCAGUCCUGGUGUGAAAAGCUCGCGGAGUUGAUCUGUCAAAACCGACAGCAGAUUCGGCGAGCAGAGCACCUGAGGCAGCAGCUGCCCAUUCCUGGCCCGGUUGAGGAACUGCUGACGGAGCUCAACAACACCAUCACAGACAUCAUCUCUGCACUGGUUACGAGCACCUUCAUCAUUGAGAAGCAUCCCCCACAAGUGUUGAAGACACAGACCAAGUUUGCUGCCACUGUGCGCCUCUUGGUGGGGGGGAAGCUCAACGUGCACAUGAACCCACCGCAGGUGAAGGCCACUAUCAUCAGCGAACAGCAAGCCAAGGCACUGCUGAAAAAUGAGAAUACGAGGAAUGUGCUCUCUUGCAGUGAGAGUAGUGGGGAGAUUCUCAACAACAGCUCUGUGAUGGAGUACCAUCAGACCACCGGCACACUCAGUGCCCACUUCAGAAACAUGUCUUUGAAACGUAUCAAGCGUUCGGACAGGCGUGGAGCUGAAUCGGUUACAGAAGAAAAGUUCACCGUUCUCUUUGAGUCACAGUUCAGCGUGGGUGGUAAUGAGCUGGUAUUUCAAGUCAAGACAUUAUCACUUCCUGUUGUGGUAAUUGUCCAUGGCAGCCAAGACAACAAUGCCACUGCAACAGUACUUUGGGAUAAUGCUUUUGCUGAGCCAGGCCGAGUGCCCUUCGCCAUUCCGGACAAGGUGAUGUGGCCGCAGCUGUGCGAUGCGCUCAACAUGAAGUACAAGGCUGAGGUGCAGAGCAACCGUGGGCUCUCAGAAGAGAACCUGGUCUUUUUAGCGCAGAAGGCCUUUAGCAGUGCGAGCACCAGUCCGGAGGACUACCGCAGCAUGACCAUGUCCUGGUCACAGUUUAACAGGGAGAGCUUACCUGGCCGAAACUUCACAUUUUGGCAAUGGUUUGAUGGAGUUAUUGAACUCAUGAAAAAGCACCUGAAAUUGCACUGGAAUGAUGGGGCGAUUCUGGGCUUCGUGAACAAGCAGCAGGCUCAGGACAUGCUAAUGUCCAAACCUAAUGGGACCUUUCUUCUCCGCUUCAGUGACUCUGAGAUAGGGGGCAUCACUAUUGCCUGGGUGGCUGAGAACCCUAACAAAGCAGGGGAAAGGAUGGUGUGGAAUCUUAUGCCAUACACAACUAAAGACUUCUCUAUCCGCUCCCUGGCUGACAGAAUCAGUGACCUCAACCACCUUCUGUUCCUGUAUCCUGACCGGCCAAAGGAUGAGGUCUUCUCCAAAUACUACACCCCGCCUCACUCAAAAGCAGUAGACGGCUAUGUCAAACCACAGAUCAGACAAGUAGUGCCGGAGUUUGCAACUGCCAAUCCUGAUCCAUCCAGUGGAAAUCCCACCUACAUGGAUCAUGCAGCUUCACCAUCUGUCAGUCACCCUCAUAUCUAUGGCAUUUACCCACCCAUAAAUGAUUCAAUGUUGGAUGGCGAUGGAGAAUUUGACCUGGAGGAUACCAUGGAUGUUGCAAGACAUGUUGAGGAGUUGCUGCGCAGGCCGAUUGAAAACCAGUGGAGUGGUCAACAGUCAUGACUGUUCACCUCUAAUCCUGCACCACACCCCAAAGGAAGAACACCCCCCCCCCCCCUUUUGCAUUUAAUUUUAUAGUUUUAUUCGUUUUUGAGUAACAAUGUAAAAUGUUAAUGAUCUAUAGCUGGUUUUGUGACAACAUAACUCGUAUGUAUCUGUGUCCCUGGGUACCUGUUGAACAGAAACAGAAAAAAGAAAAGGUUCGGAAUAGAAAGAUAUGUUACGGACAGCACUGCUGAGGUACCGCUUACAGAUGUGAGGCAAAGGUUUGUGAACUCUUUGGAGUUUAUCUUGACUUCUGCAUGAAUGACUCCAAAGAUGUAAUCUCAUCUUCACUGCCGUCGUAAGUGUUUUUAACAAACACACAUUUUAUAUUGCCAUGUAUUUAUUGAACAAAUGGGUUAAAGUCAUGGGUGGAGCAAGGGUAAUGAUAACAUCUUCAGAUGUCAGUAAUUGGAGCCAGAUCUUCCGGUCAGUGCGUUAGAUGUUGGUAUUGGUUAAGGUGUGGGUUUGAGCUGCCCUGCUGUGAACAAAUAAGGGUUGCUCAUAAAAAGCUCAUAAAACUGGAACGGAUUACGAAAGGAUUUCUGAAGCCUUUGGCCUCCAGCAGGCCCCAGCCCGCCUGCUAGUUUACAAAUAUAAAAAAAAAUUCAGCACUAUUUCUAGUCUGCUUAGAAGGGGGGUGUCCUACAACGAACAGUGCACGGAUGUGCCUUACAAUCCUCACCCCGACAAACACUACGGUGAUGGUACGUACAGUACGCAGGACAAGAGUGGUGUUCACGGGAGCUCACCACAGAGGAAACCACUGCUCUCCAACAACAUUUGUAUGUCUGCCUCAUGUUUGCUAAUGACCACCUGCAUGUUCCAUAACAAUGUUCUGUGGACGGAGACAAAAAUGUAACCUUUUGUUAACUAAACACAGUGGUGUGUUUGGGGAAAACAAAACACUGUUUACCAACACCUUAACCUCCUCCCAGCUCUGAAGCCUGGUGGAGGGAUUAUAAUGGUGUGGGGUUUAUUUGCUGCCUCAGGGCCUGGGUGGCUUAAAAUGAUUGUGGGACCAAUGAAUUUCAAGCUCUGUCAAGAAAUUCUACAGCAGAAUGUCCGGGCAUCUGUCCCUGAUGUAAAACUCAGAGGAAGCUGGGUCAUGCAACAUGACAAUGGUCCAAAACACAGGCGUGUGUGGCCAAGAGAGUGUCUCCAACAGAAGAUUUGGCGAACAUUAGAAUGGCCAAUACUGCGGCGUGAUAUGAAGCAGGCUGUUCCAGCAGGAGUACCAAAAAUAUACAUGCACUGAAAUACUUUUGGGGGGGGCGCGGUGGCGCAGUGGGUUGGACCGGGUCAUGCUCUCCCGUGGGUCCGGGGUUCGAG
Messenger RNA from Scleropages formosus (Asian bonytongue), 4782 nucleotides. Its product is annotated as signal transducer and activator of transcription 5B-like. Lineage: Eukaryota; Metazoa; Chordata; Actinopteri; Osteoglossiformes; Osteoglossidae. The record is from RefSeq and is a predicted model, not a curated record. Gene Ontology annotation, molecular function: DNA-binding transcription factor activity; DNA binding. Gene Ontology annotation, biological process: signal transduction; regulation of DNA-templated transcription. The transcript has 19 exons. The coding region runs from base 661 to 3411 and encodes 916 amino acids.